GUCUCACAUCUAAGGUUGACGGUUGAAGAGAAUCACAAUGAACCAUAGGAUGAAAUUUUCCAUACUAUUGCUGUUCAUUUUUGUGAACUUUAACAACUUUUUCAUCACCGAAGCAGCCAAUGUCGACGAGGCUUAUCAAUUCUCAAAUUCGAUUAUAGUCGAGAUCGAAGAAUUAAUUCAAGGUCAAUUGCCGCCAGAAGCCAAUGCAGAGGCCACAGUUAUUUUCGAUCAAAUUAAAAUCGGUCUUACCAAUUGUGAAGGUCUAAUUACAGUUCCUACUAAUCUUUCGCUGUACAAUGAAUGUGCCAAUUCUUUGCGAAUGUAUGCCAAUUCUGCUUUAGGUGGUCUCAAAAUAAAAUAUUCGACUACUACACCUCGUCCUACGUCAUCGGCCUCAAGCAUAUCGUUGUACCCAGUUAACAUAGCCGUGGUGACAUCCAGUGUUGUAAUCACAAUAACUCUUCUAAGAUGGUUUGGUUAGAUACUAGUGGAAUAUUAUUGAUGUAGGAUUUAUAAGUUAGAUAUUAGCAAAUUUAUAUCUGUUCCAUAUAAGAAUCCAAGAAGAGAUGUCAUUUGU
This is a messenger RNA of Stomoxys calcitrans (stable fly), 577 nucleotides long. RefSeq lists its product as uncharacterized. The transcript is spliced from 2 exons. NCBI's taxonomy places the organism in Eukaryota, Metazoa, Arthropoda, Insecta, Diptera, Muscidae. Bases 38 to 481 code for a protein of 147 amino acids. The record is from RefSeq and is a predicted model, not a curated record.